AUGCCAGCUAAAUCUAAAGAUGAAGAUCCACAUAUAGAACACGGUGCCCAGACUGUGCUGGAAUCAGCUAUCUAUGCCCAACCUUGGUGGCGUGGAGUGGGGAACAAUUCAUCAUCAGGUGAAAGUGCUCCAGCAUCAUCUUUGGUGGAUCAUCGUGAUAGUAUGGUCAUGAAUGGAGCUAUGCAGUCACAAGCUAAUGGUAGGCUGGAUGGUGGGGCCAACUUCAACAAAGAAUUGCGGACUACAGUAGGAUCACAGUCGGACACGAAAAAUAGAUGCAAAAACCAGCAAAUCAAAAGCGUUUCUUCCUCGGUGGUUCCUACAAUGGGUGAACACCACGAUCCAAAUUCACAAAUGGAACUUGUUGGUCACUCAAUCGUUUUGACAUCAUAUCCUUAUUCGGAUCCACAAUAUGGCGGGAUGUUGACUACUUAUGGGGCACAAGCUAUGCUGCCUCCCCACUUCUAUGGCAUUCAUCAUGGUAGAAUGCCUUUGCCCCUUGAAAUGGAAGAGGAGCCUGUUUAUGUAAAUGCCAAGCAGUACCAUGGCAUUUUGAGACGAAGACAGUCACGUGCUAAAACUGAGCUUGAAAAGAAACUUAUAAAAGCUCGAAAGCCAUAUCUUCACGAGUCUCGGCACCUACAUGCAUUGAGGAGGGCAAGGGGUUGUGGAGGUCGUUUCCUUAAUACAAAGAAACAAGAUGAUAAUGACGAAAAUUCCUCACUUGAAAAAGGCAUGAAUUUGGAUGCAAAUGAUUCAGCCCAAUCUGCCAAAUCUAGUUUUGAGUGCUUUCCCAAUACCAGCAAUGGGACUUUUGAUUCCUCAAAUGUCCAGCAAGAAGGAUCAGAUCCAUGGUUCAGGGCACACAAGAACCACACACUCUCUAGUGAUAAUGGCAAUGGCCAUGGCCCAUCAUCAGCAUACCCUUCCACGUUUGGUGACAGCAAGGAAAGUGUUUUCCUGGGUCAGCAGAGGGAAAACAUGCAGUUGAAUGGGUCCUCUCGUGGGGCCAUCCCCAGUAAAUGA
Prunus armeniaca (apricot) is the source of this 1026-nucleotide messenger RNA. Lineage: Eukaryota; Viridiplantae; Streptophyta; Magnoliopsida; Rosales; Rosaceae. The record is from the annotation of a GenBank genome assembly.